UCACUAUUCUCAAAUCAACAACAUUGUACACUUCUCAAUUCCCACUCUCUCUCUCUUCUUUGUUGUAAGAAUUGAGAGAGAUGGCAAUGGAGAUGAUGGCUCUCAGAGUUUCUGCCUCAGCUAAACCUACCAUUUCUCCUUCUUCUUCAUCUUCUUCCUCUCAAAAAUCCCAGCUUUUAAAACAAAGUUCAAAACUUCAGCUAAAACAAGCUCAAAAUCUCUUCUUUCCCACCUCAACUUCUCUCUCUCUUUUGACUUUGUUCACCACUCCCUUUGACGCUAAAGCUGUUUCCCUCCCCAAAGAGCAAUUAGUCACUUCUCUCACUCAAGUGGAGCAAACAAUUGAUCAAGUUCAGGAAGUGGGUUCGAGUGUUUUCGAUUCUGCACAAAAGGUUUUCCAGGUUGUGGCCGAGGCUUUGAAGCCUGGCAUUGAUGCUGCCACGCCGAUUGUGCAGCAGGCUGGACAAGAGGCAUUUAAAGCCGCUUCUCCAUUGAUUUCUGAGGCUUCCAAGAAAGCUCAGGAAGCAAUGCAAAACUCUGGGAUUAGUUCUGAAUCAAUGACCACUGCCACUCAGACUGUAACAAGUGCUGCAGAACAGACAACAAAAGCGUUUGAAGAUGCUAAGCCCUUAGCAUCGUCGACAUUCGAAACCAUCUCAAACUCAGACCCCGCUCUAUUAGCAGAAGGUGCUGCUGCGUUGUUUCUUGCAUACCUCCUCUUUCCUCGAGUCUGGUCAAUUGUCUCCUUUAACCUUCGCGGAUACAAAGGUGGACUUACUCCUGCUCAAACCUUGGAAAUGUUGUGCACUCAGAACUAUUACUUGAUUGACAUGAGAUCAGAGAAGGACAAGAACAAGGCUGGUAUUCCCCAGCUCCCCUCAAGUGCCAAAAGUCGGAUGAUUGCAAUUCCGCUAGAAGAAUUACCGAGCAAGGUAAGAAACCUUGUUAGGAACUCAAAGAAAGUAGAAGCAGAAAUAGUUGCAUUAAAGGUAUCUUAUCUCAAGAAACUAUCAAAGAGCACCAACAUCGUGAUCAUGGACUCGUACUCAGACUCAGCAAAAACAGUUGCAAAGAGUUUGACAGGUUUGGGAUUCAAAAACAGUUGGAUCCUGACAGAUGGUUUCUCUGGAGGCAAGGGUUGGUUGCAAAGCCGUUUGGGUACUGAGUCAUACAAUCUAUCUUUUGGUGAGAUAUUUUCGCCAUCACGUAUUAUUUCCGGUGGUACAGGGCGUUUUGGUACAACAAGCUCUACUGUUCAAAUUGGUAGAAAAAUGCUUCCAGGCUCAAAUUAACUCUAUCUGUGUAGUAUAUGUAAUGUAAUGUAAUGCAGAUGGUUGUAGUUUGUGUACUUCGAUUUUGAGCCCUUUGUAAAAAGUUAAAAUUAUUGAAAAAUGCAUAGCCGAUUUUGUUA
Spinacia oleracea (spinach) is the source of this 1411-nucleotide messenger RNA. RefSeq names its product calcium sensing receptor, chloroplastic. The record is from RefSeq and is a predicted model, not a curated record. Gene Ontology annotation, biological process: cellular response to calcium ion; de-etiolation; regulation of stomatal closure. The transcript has 6 exons. Bases 81 to 1292 code for a protein of 403 amino acids. NCBI's taxonomy places the organism in Eukaryota, Viridiplantae, Streptophyta, Magnoliopsida, Caryophyllales, Amaranthaceae.